GGCGGAGUGGUUCAAGUUUUCUUCAACGUCGCCGUUGUCAUUUGGUCUUUGUUUGUCCUCAGUGAUUAUCAGCAUAGCACCAUUCGGUGUCUUUGCCAUCAGCCGCCAUGUCAAAUGAUCAGGCCAAGAAUUCGGCUCCCGUACAAGAACAUACAUAUCCCGCAAUCGCACCAUAUCAGCACUUCAACGGAGCAAACUCUUACCCUCCCCCAGGUCCAUAUCCGAUAUACGGUUAUCCUCCUCCUUCUGAAGGUGGCCAUGUCGAUGGUACUCCUCCAAACGGUGCCCAUCCUGGCGCACCUUACAUGAUGUAUCCUCCACCAGCACCUGGUGUACUCUAUUAUCCUGGUCCUCCCUCUGGACAAGCCUUUCCUCAGUUUACGGGUACACCGUCUACCACAUCGUCUGGCAAUCGCCCCAAGCGCAAACAGGUCAAAAUGGCGUGCACAAACUGCGCAACAGCUUGCAAACGCUGUGAUGAGGCUCGUCCCUGCGAACGCUGUGUUAAGUAUGGUAUUUCCGAAACCUGUGUGGACGGCGUGAGAAAGGAGCGCAAGAAGGGCGUAAAACGUGGCCCAUACAAGCGAAAGAAUAAACAGAAUUCAGGAGACGCGGCGUACGGAGAUCCUGAAUGGCAGCCUAGCGGGUCACCAAAUAGUCCGCCCGCCGUGCCUCCUGCUAUGCACGCAUUACCUCCCUUUCCUCCCCCGGAAGGAUAUUGGCCUUAUAUGUACCCCCCACCUGCAUUCAUGCCUCCUGGACACGAGGGCCACCCUGGUCAUGAAGGUGUACCGAAUGGAAAUGGACAGCCGCCUAUGUUAUCGUAUUAUCCAGUUCCUCCGCCAGGGUACCCGCCUUUCCCCCAUUAUGCGCACCCUGGAACUGGCGUUUAUUC
Molecule: messenger RNA, 895 nt
Organism: Serpula lacrymans var. lacrymans S7.9
Lineage: Eukaryota; Fungi; Basidiomycota; Agaricomycetes; Boletales; Serpulaceae
Exons: 5
Biological process (GO): regulation of DNA-templated transcription; cellular response to starvation
Cellular component (GO): nucleus
Molecular function (GO): zinc ion binding; RNA polymerase II transcription regulatory region sequence-specific DNA binding; DNA-binding transcription factor activity, RNA polymerase II-specific
Source: RefSeq, a predicted model, not a curated record